Molecule: messenger RNA, 945 nt
Organism: Hypanus sabinus (Atlantic stingray)
Lineage: Eukaryota; Metazoa; Chordata; Chondrichthyes; Myliobatiformes; Dasyatidae
Product: beta-1,3-galactosyltransferase 5-like
Exons: 1
Coding region: 1-945 (314 amino acids)
Cellular component (GO): membrane
Molecular function (GO): N-acetyl-beta-D-glucosaminide beta-(1,3)-galactosyltransferase activity
Source: RefSeq, a predicted model, not a curated record
AUGUAUCGGACACCGCAAUGUGUCAAGCGUAUCCUGAAGGUGUCCAUCCCUCUGCUGGUGGUCCCAUGCCUGAUAAAGCUGACGCUGGUUUGGAUGAACGGGGACACGCGGCCCCUCUGCCACUCGCGGGUCAACGGCACAACCUUUCUGAUGCAGCCCGCCAACCGGUGCGACAGCGACGGUCCCUUCCUCGUCCUGCUGGUCACCAGCUCGCCGGAGCAGUUCGAGGCUCGCUCGGUCAUCCGCCGGACCUGGGGGAGCGAGCGGCGGACGGCGGGGAGAGGCAGGUCGGUCACCUACUUCCUUCUGGGGCGCGGCCGAGAAAGGCAGGAGCUCAUCCGGCGGGAGGGCGAGGUGCACGGUGACAUCAUCCAGGGAGAUUUCGACGACACCUACUACAACCUGACCUGCAAAGUCCUCCUGGGCCUCCAGUGGCUCUGUAACUCCUGCCCCUCCGCCACGUUCGUGAUGAAGACCGAUUCCGACAUGUUCGUCAACACCGACUAUCUGCUGGAGCUCCUCUCCCGGGAGCCCCGCCGGCGUGACCUCUUCACCGGGUUCAUUAUGGACCACUCGUGGCCCAUCCGCAACAUUUUCUCAAAGUGGUACGUGAGCGCGGCGGAGUACCCGAUGCAAACGUACCCACCCUUCUGUUCCGGCACCGGAUACGUCCUCUCCAACGACCUGGCCUGCCGCGUGUGGAACACCUCCCGGGCAGUGCCGCUGUUUAAACUGGAGGACGUCUAUGUGGGGCUGUGCCUGGCCGAGCUAAAGGUGAAGCCGCUGGACAUCCACGACCGCCCCGUCUUCCACAACUACAGGGUGCCGUUCUCCAUCUGCUCCUACCGGCAGCUCGUCACCUCCCACCGGGUCACACCGACUGAGCAAGCGGACUACUGGAGACAGCUGCAGGCCUCUGGCAAUGAGAAAUGCCCAGGGGACUAG